Rotaria sp. Silwood1 is the source of this 417-nucleotide messenger RNA. The record is from the annotation of a GenBank genome assembly. NCBI's taxonomy places the organism in Eukaryota, Metazoa, Rotifera, Eurotatoria, Philodinida, Philodinidae.
AUGGUACAUCUAUCAUUGACUCGAUAUGCAUAUAUUAGCUUUCUUGAUCUUGGUAAUAUGGGUAAGCAUAUGGCAACAAAUUUAAUUGUAGCUAAUCAUCAUGUAACAGUUUUUGAUAUUCACCCACAAGCAUUUGAUUAUUUUAAAGGACAAAAAGAAGCUAUAAUAGCCUCUGUACCACAAAAAGCAGUAGCAAAUUCAGAAUUUGUUAUUUUAAUGUUGCCUAAUGGCAAUAUUGUACGUGAUAUUUGUCAAUCAAGUAUUUUUUCUGCUCAAAAAGGUACAUUAACAUUUAUGGUUGGUGGUCAACCAAAUGAUUUUCAAGCUGUGGAACCUAUUCUUAGUAAAAUAGGCAAAACUAUUAUCCAUGCUUGUGCAAAUGGUAGUAGUUUAACGAUAUUCGACAUUAUUCAUUAA